AUGCUGGUCCGCUUUUUCGCUUCACCCGCGUCCUAUAACCUAAUUUUCAACCUUUCUUCCUCAAACCAACGCUCUAAAACUUCUUCUGCCAUUGUUUGUGAGGAGAUGGGCCGAGAUUGUUACUGGGGAAGUGGGACUAAAACUUCCAAGAGAAACACUCAUCCCUCCGGUUGCUUCUCUGCUGUGUUUCACUUGUUUGAUUUUCAUCAUUUUCUCUUCCCUGUAAGCCGCCAAAGUGUUGCUACUGCCACUGGCAGUGGCGGGGGUUGUGGUUGUUUCAAACCCCACGACUCCUUCCUCUCUCCACAAACCGCCGUCAUUAAUGGUGCAGAGGCGCCAAGGAACAGUUUGGAGUCUGAGGAGGAAGCAUCAUCAUCUUCAUUUAAAUUGCAGAAUUGGAUUCGGAUCAAAACAACAAGGCCAAACGCUGGAGCUGCAGAUAAUGAGACGUCUUCCCCAGGGACCAACACGCCUACACUGAUUGCUAGGCUCAUGGGACUUGAUCUUCUUCCUCAAAAGGAAACCCCUUCGCCCUCUCUUUCUUCCACACCAAAUUUCCGUCACAGGAAAUCAUUAGACGGUGACAUCUGCGGCACUCGUUCAUUGCCAGCGACUCCGAGAAUAUCGUCUGCAAGAAGGUCAGACGUGGAUCACCACCAUCACCACCGCCUGUCCCUUCAAAUCAACAAAGAAAACAUGAGCCCUAUCGAAGACCUGGUCGUUUCCCGUCUCUCAUCGUUGAAAAAGAAAGAGCUCAAGCAUGAAGAAGAGAACAGAAGCCUAGCUAGGCUGAUGGUGAAGCAGGUUAAACAAAAAAGUGUUGGCCGGAAAGUUGGUUCGGACAUAACCAACACAGUUCGAAACAAAGAAGAGCUUGUUACCCGAUUCAAAUGCAAAUCAUCAUCUUCAUCCUCUCCUAAAGCUCGGGCUGAUCAGCCAAUUGAUGAGCUUCACAAGCAGCAGCCACUCAAAGCCGCUAGCAGAUGCAAUGAAAAGUUCAUUUCACGACUGAAAAGGCAAGAGGAGCCAUUCGUUCGUCCUUCCACGGUCAACAGGUUUAACAUUCCAGACAAGAAAUGCAGGAAAACCACAUUGUCAAACGAGCUAGAUCGUGCAAAAAUCCCUCAAAAACAGGUCAUAGAUGCUCAAAAACGGAAACUCAGCUCACAGUUAUCUAGUUGUUCGAGCCAAAUGUACAACAAACAAGAAGCGACGCACGUACAAACUGACCGAGACGACAGAUAUAACAGUGCUGCUACUGGUACUACCACCAUCGUCGGUGAUGAAGCAGAAUACGAGUACAUCGGUAGAAUACUAAGACGCAUAGGCUUAAACAAAAGUACCCCACUGUCCUCUUCCCGGUGUCGACUAACAGACGUAUUGUGCUCCAAAAUUACAACUUUUCCUCGAGCUGAUUGUCGUGUUUUAGAAGACAUUGAUGGGUUAAUUGAAAAAGAUUUGGCAGAAAUGAAGCACCAAAGUAUAAUGGCGUACGAGGAAGAAGGGGAAGGGAUUGUGGUUGAGAUAGAGGAGGGGAUAAUGGAGUCGCUGCUAGAUACGGCGGUGGAUUUUGGUGUACGGUUUCAGUUUGAGAAUGAGAGAGGCAGGAAACACAGGGCACAUGGGUGA
Hibiscus syriacus is the source of this 1629-nucleotide messenger RNA. RefSeq lists its product as uncharacterized. The record is from RefSeq and is a predicted model, not a curated record. NCBI's taxonomy places the organism in Eukaryota, Viridiplantae, Streptophyta, Magnoliopsida, Malvales, Malvaceae. The coding region runs from base 1 to 1629 and encodes 542 amino acids. The transcript has a single exon.